CUAAUGAUUUAGUCAAUCUCACCUUCCCCCUUUGUCCCCUUCUAUUAUCCCAAUACCCGUCUCUCUUAGUAUACUUAUUCUUCGUUUCCACAAACCAUCAUUCUCUCUCUCCCCCUGGCCCCUUUUAAUUCUUCAGAAUAAGUCAUCAAACAUACACAAAACUUGAACAUCGAUCACUACCAAUUAUAUAUAACUUCCUUUUAAAGGAAGAUGGGAUUCAGGUUUGAUUGACGUUACGUUUGUCUAUUGAUCAUAUCAUAAAGAGAUAUAUAUAGUUGCAACUAAUAAUUAAGACAAACCCCGUACGUGAAGACAUCUGAAAAAAAAACGAUGGCUUCUUCAGCAAGAAACCAUCACUACUUGACGAUCGUGAUUAUAACUUGCUUGAUAGCAUCAUCAUCAUCGUCAGAACAAGAACCUGAAUCAAGUAUCCUCCUCAAGUUCAAGUCUUCGCUCGCAAAUGCCACCUCAGCACUUGGAAACUGGGAUUCAAAGGUCCAACUUUGCAAAGGCAACUUUUCCAAUUGGAAGGGAUUGAUUUGCUACAACGGCAAAUUCACCGGUCUCCAACUAGAAUCCAUGGGAUUAUCGGGAACCCUUGACAUCGACACACUUUCUCAAUUGACUUCUUUACGUACUAUAAGUGUUAUGAACAAUAAUUUUGAAGGGCCAUUUCCGGACGUGAAGAAACUUGGAGGAUUGAGAGGCGUCUACUUGUCGAAUAACCGGUUUUCCGGUGACUUGCCGGACGAUGCCUUCGCCGGAAUGAAGUCAAUUAGGAGAGUUUACAUGGCGAAUAAUGGUUUUACAGGAAAAAUUCCGACGUCAUUAUUGGAAAUUCCGAAACUUGUAGAGUUGCAGCUACAAGAUAAUCAGUUUGAUGGUAGCAUACCGGCAUUUGGUCAGCAGGAUUUCCACUUGAAUGUUGCAAAUAAUAGGCUUGAAGGUCCAAUACCAGCUCAACUUAGCAGUCAAAGCUUAAGCUCAUUUGCAGGAAAUGUGAACCUAUGUGGUAAGCCAAUGGCAGCAUGUCCAGCUUCAAGGGAGGAACAAGACAAUCCUCCACGAGGCAACACUUCAAAUAAGAAGAAAGGAAUCCCAAUAGUGGCCAUAAUUCUAGCAGUCAUUGGUGGAUUACUCGUAGGAGCCAUUAUUAUUGCUUUCUUUCUUCUCCGCAGGCAAAGGAAAAGACCAUGUCAGUAUGAAAAAUCAUCAGUGAAAAAUCUAAACAAAUCAGAACCAAAGAAACCUUUGAGAGAAGACAAGUAUGGAAGAAGUGAAAAGGGAAAGCUGUAUUUUGUAAGAAGGGAUAGAGAAAAGUUUGAUUUAGAAGAUCUUCUUAGAGCACCAGCUGAGGUUUUGGGAAGUGGAAGCUUUGGAUCUACUUAUAAAGCAGACGUUAACAUUGGGAAACCUAUAGCUGUGAGGAGAUUUAGGCAAAUGAGUAAUAUGGGAAAAGAAGAUUUUCAUGAACAUAUGAGAAAGCUUGGCAAGUUGUCACAUCCUAAUAUCCUUCCUCUUGUGGCUUUUUAUUAUAGAAGGGAAGAAAAGCUUUUGGUCACUGAUUUUGCUGAAAACGGCAGCUUGGCUAGUCAUUUACAUGGGAAAAGAGGUCCUAAACAACCAAAUCUUGAUUGGCCAAGUCGUUUAAAGAUCAUAAAAGGAGUAUCAAGGGGAUUGGCUUACCUGUACGAGGAGCUUCCAACAUUGACACUCCCACAUGGACACCUUAAAUCCUCCAAUGUUGUAUUAGACCACAACUUUGAGCCACUUCUAGCAGACUAUGCACUUGUGCCAGUCAUCAACAAGGACCAUGCCAAACAGUUUAUGGUGGCCUACAAAUCACCUGAGUACAUGCAAAAUGAACGUCUCACUAGGAAGACUGAUGUCUGGAGCCUUGGCAUCCUCAUCCUCGAGCUACUAACUGGCAGGUUCCCAGCCAAUUAUCUGAAACAAGGCAAAGGUGCAAAUGCAGACUUGGAAGCAUGGGUGAACUCAGUGGUGAGAGAAGAGUGGACAGGCGAGGUUUUCGACAAGGAUAUGAAUACAAAAAUCAAACAUAAUAGUGAAGGUGAAAUGCUUAAGCUCUUGAAGAUUGGAAUGUGCUGUUGUGAAAUGGAUGUUGGAAGGAGAUGGGAUUUGAGGGAAGCUCUAGAAAAGAUUGAAGAAUUAAAAGAAAGGGAUACUGAAUAUUUCUUCUAAUUAUGCCAUCACUGAUGAGGAUUUCUCCUUUACUAAGAAGGGUUAAACAAUUUGCUUUGAGAAUUAAAUAUACACAUUUAUACUUACAAUUCAAGGAGUUGUGAAAGGUAGAAUUUUGUGUAAAAACCAAAUCAUUUUCUUUUUUAUUAAAGGUAUUAGAUAUGUGAAAGUUCGAAAUUAAAGGAAGCUCAAAUCCCAUGUCUUCGUGGAUACUUUUUUUUCUUUUUCUUUUUCUAUUGGAUUUUAUAUAUAUGGAUACUUUGUAUGA
Molecule: messenger RNA, 2470 nt
Organism: Nicotiana attenuata
Lineage: Eukaryota; Viridiplantae; Streptophyta; Magnoliopsida; Solanales; Solanaceae
Product: pollen receptor-like kinase 4
Exons: 4
Coding region: 331-2202 (623 amino acids)
Biological process (GO): protein phosphorylation
Molecular function (GO): protein kinase activity; ATP binding; protein binding
Source: RefSeq, a predicted model, not a curated record